Bubalus bubalis (water buffalo) is the source of this 5843-nucleotide messenger RNA. RefSeq names its product acid phosphatase 2, lysosomal (gene ACP2). Gene Ontology annotation, biological process: dephosphorylation; lysosome organization. The transcript has 11 exons. Bases 54 to 1325 code for a protein of 423 amino acids. Lineage: Eukaryota; Metazoa; Chordata; Mammalia; Artiodactyla; Bovidae. Gene Ontology annotation, molecular function: acid phosphatase activity. The record is from RefSeq and is a predicted model, not a curated record. Gene Ontology annotation, cellular component: lysosome.
GCAAGUGUCACCCAGAGGGUUCCAGCCUCUGUGCUGCAUAGACUACAGCGGUGAUGGCGGGCAGGCGGUUUGGCUGGAGCCGGGCAGCUCUUCUCCAGCUCAUUCUUGGUGUGAACCUGAUGGUGAUGCCACCCACUCAGGCCCGGACUCUGCGUUUCGUUACUUUGCUGUACCGACAUGGAGACCGCUCUCCAGUGAAAACGUAUCCCAAGGACCCCCAUCAGGAAGACAAAUGGCCCCAGGGCUUUGGUCAGCUAACCAAGGAGGGGAUGCUGCAGCACUGGGAGCUGGGCCAGGCUCUGCGACAGCGCUACCAUGGCUUUGUCAAUGCCUCUUACCACCGGCAAGAGGUUUAUGUGCGAAGCACAGACUUUGACCGGACGCUUAUGAGUGCGGAGGCCAACCUGGCUGGACUCUUCCCGCCCGAUGGGAUCCAGCGCUUUAACCCAAACAUCUCUUGGCAGCCUAUCCCUGUUCACACCGUGCCCGUUGCCGAGGACAGGCUGCUGAAGUUCCCCUUGGGCCCAUGCCCCCGCUUUGAACAGCUGCAGAAUGAGACCCGGCGGACGCCCGAGUAUCAGAACGAGAGUGUUCAGAAUGCACAAUUCCUGGAUAUGGUGGCCAAUGAGACGGGGCUCACGGACCUGACACUGGAGACCGUCUGGAAUGUCUACGACACGCUAUUCUGCGAGCAGACACAUGGGCUGCCCCUGCCACCCUGGGCCUCGCCCCAAACCAUGCAGCGUCUGAGCCGGCUGAAGGACUUCAGCUUCCGCUUCCUCUUCGGGAUCUACAAGCAGGCAGAGAAGGCCCGGCUGCAGGGGGGUGUCCUGCUGGCUCAGAUACGGAAGAACCUGACGCUGAUGGCAACCACCUCCCAGCUCCCUAAGCUGCUGGUCUACUCUGCGCACGACACCACGCUGGUGGCUCUGCAGAUGGCAUUGGGCGUCUACAACGGCGAGCAGGCCCCCUAUGCGUCCUGCCACAUGUUUGAGCUGUACCAGGAGGACAGUGGGAAUUUCUCGGUGGAGAUGUACUUCCGGAAUGAGAGUCACAGGGCCCCCUGGCCCCUGACCCUGCCCGGCUGCUCUCACCGCUGCCCGCUGCAGGACUUCCUCCACCUCACAGAGCCGGUCGUGCCCAAGGAUUGGCUGCAGGAGUGCCAGCUGGCGGGCGGGCCUGCAGACACAGAGGUGAUCGUGGCCUUGGCUGUCUGCGGCUCCAUCCUCUUCCUCCUCAUAGUGCUGCUCCUCACCGUCCUCUUCCGGGUGCAGGCCCAGCCUCCUGGCUACCGCCACGUCCCAGACGGGGAGGACCACGCCUGACAACCACUCAGCCCCCUUCCCUCUGCCUCCUAGGGGAGGUGGGCUGGGCCCUUGCUCCUGACUGUUGCUGCUCCCCAGCCCAUGGACAGGAGACCCUGGGUUGGGCCUCCCUCUGAUCACCACACCUAGAUGAACAAGUGAGGCUCAGCUUGGCCCGAGGCACCUGUCACCCGGCAUCCACGUGCCCGACGUUAACCAAGUACUGUGUCGGACACUGGCUUCCUCCAAACAGGAUUUGCCUCCUCCGUGCUCCCUUCUAAGGACGUCAAAUGUAGAUAAGUGCUCGUUUCACUCAGGACCUAGGAGAAAAAGACUGAAGGAGACGGUGCUUGAUCUGCUUUGCCUCUCCAUCAAACCCUGCUCUCUCUUCCAACCCAGAGUCUUUGGCAGAUGGCCCCAAGGACACGGUCUUGCCUCUCACCUCUCAGUGCUUAUUUUAGCGGGAAGAACGGCCCAACACUGGGGGUACAAACACUGGCCGCCAGGGAACCAGAUCACCCAAGAGCCAGCCAGUGAAGUCUGUCCAGCUGAAGCCACCGUUAACUCGAAUGAGACAUAAUGCUUUCAGCAUCUUUGUCACCCCUCACCUUGAGCCGGUUGGAAGGAGGUUUGUGCUUGGGAGGGAGUCGGGGAUGGCGGAGAGGGGACGGUGAGUUGUGGUACAGAAUCCUGAAAUCACCGUCCCCACCCUUAGUGGGGCUGGGAUCCCUAGGUUGUGAGCUGAACAGCUCUAGACUGUGGCCCAGAAUAGCACUGAGACAGCUUCCAGAGAAUGAAGGUUUGGGACUCCCAGUGCUGGUUCUAUGCCUUUUCUUCAUUCUGGGGAGCUGAGAAGCCCUUUGACCAGAUCAGAGCUAGAAGAUCCACUCAGAAGCUCACUGGGUAUGUUUUAUUGGCUGUGUGAAUAGCGAGCACAGAUCAAAAACCACUACCUGAGCACUGAGUGUCAGAGAGGAGAAAGGAGAGAAGCUCGGCUCCAGGCCACGUACAGCAGAGGCCCUUGGCACAGCAAGUCUGCCAACUCUGGAGUUCCUGGAGCUCAGCCCACGCGCGUGUCCAGUCCCCAUGUCACGGUCCCAGUGCCCCAGCUCCAACGCUGGGACUCCGAUACCUCGGCCCUUUAACACGAAGCCGCCUCUCGUCAAAGAACUUGUUCUCGUGGGGCUCCAAGCCCCUGCUUGGCCCCCGCUUCAUUAACGUCUCUCAUUUCUGAGUCCCAGCAUCCUCCGGGCUCCAAACGAGAAUGUGAUAACCUAGGAAGAGUGAGACCAGAGGCACCUUCCAUCACCAGCCUCUGAGAACUUGGAGCUGGCGUGGGGAACCUGGCACUUGGUCAGGAGACACCAGGAAUCUGGGCAGCAGCCAGGCAUUGCUGUGGCUAAGACUCAGCGAGAAGGACGGCCCUCGGUCCAAAGAGACCGUGGGCUCCUGGUUGCCAUCUUCACUGACUAUAUCCUGGGGGUGGCUGGAGCAAUGCUAAGCUGGGGUGAGCCUGCACUGAACCUUGGGGAGUAGGCUGGGCUUGACCGGCCUCAUGUACACUCACCCAUCACGGAGGCCAGCGUGUCCCCCAUGGGAUUGAAUUCAUUGAGCUGCAGAGACAAGGGGAUGAGUAUGAGGAGGAAGUGGAGGUAGCAGAAGAAGGGCAUGUGAGGAGUAAUUGGUCAUUUUUGAUCCAUGAGGUUGAAUCCCUGCCUCCUCCCAUUUAUUAUUUGAGGGCCCAGGCCUCACCGACAUGAUACCAGAAGAUUCUGGGUCAUACAGCUGAUACAUGAUCUUUCCUGAGCUUCCAUCAAACACAUCGAUCGUCCUUAAUUCAUGGGGGGAACAACUUUUGAAAUUAGGAUCUGGGUAUCGGCCCACGACAAUGAGGUUGUACCGAGGAUGCCAGCUUGCCUAGGAGAUGGAGAGGCAAGUCACAGGAGUAAAUGCAGAACAGCACUGAGAGAGAGCAGAAGUACCUUUGCCACUGACAACAACGGUUAAUACAACUGCCAGCAAUUUAACAACAGAGGUAAGACCUACAUGAAACAAGAAUGGUUUUGAAGUGCACAUGCAUCUACCAUAGCAAAUGUAAAAUCCCCAGCUGACCUUCCUGUGAUCCUCAGGACACAUGCAGGCCUUCUCUCUUUGCAUUUCCUGACACUGUACCAGCUGCUAAGUAUUUUAACAUCAGUGCUACCCAAGCGAAAGCGAUGGUAUAGUUGCUCAGCCGUGUCCAACUCUUUGUGACCCGUGGACUGUAGCCCGCCAGGCUCCUCUGUCCAUGGGAUUCUCCAGGCAGGAACACUGGAGUGGGUUGCCGUUCCCUUCUCCAGAGGAUCUUCCCGACCCAGGGAUCUGCAUUGCAAAUAGGACCCCGGUUCUGAGCUCAUCCCACAGCUCUCCCUCCAACAUCAGGGAGUUGAGAAGAAAAUGGCAAGUGGCUGAAACGGGGGAGGACCUCUCUGUUCCCAGAUCACCCCACUCAAAACAAACCCAGCAGCUACUGGGAUGACAGAAGUGGAUGGGAUUUUCCCAAGAAAGCUUUUCAAAGAAGUUCUGAAGGGGACAAGACACGGUUAGCAGGAACAAAGAGGUGCUACAGGCAACGGCUUGGAAAAAAUUCACAGGUCACACCUGGGACGCUGUCGGUUGGGCUGGCUGAUUGAUGCCAAGAAGGAGAUAAGGAAGAAAGGGUCAACGGGAACACCAACUGCUGAUGGGUUGACAUUACAGACAGCUUGGAUUAGAUGUGAGGUACGUUACGCUACGCUAAGUUGCUCAGUCGUGUCCAACUCUUUGUGACCCUACGUGACCCUGUAGCCCACCAGGCUCCUCUGUCCAUGGGGUUCUCCAGGCAAGAAUACUGGAGUGGGCUGCCAUUUCCUACUCUAGGGUUGAGGUACGGUGUGGGGGCCAUUCUCAUACCAAAUCAUUAUUUCCUGAGUAUUUCCUAGGCACCAAGCAUGUUGCCACAAGCUUUAAGUACUUGGGUUCAACCUCACAACCACCACCUGUCAGUCAGAUACUAUUAUUCCCUCUUUAUAGAUGAGGACAUUGGGAUCCCUACUGUGAGUGAUUUGCUGAAGGAGUCUAACCUGGGGGGUGGGGGAAUGGGCUCUGCCUGCCUGAACUAUGCUCUACUGACUACAUACGUGCAGGCAUGAGCUCUGGAGGUCCGAAGAGGGGCUGUGGUUCUAGAAAAGAAUAUAACCUGGGCAGCAGGAGGACUGGCAGAGUUCAGACUGGCGGCCGCGGAGGGGACGGGGGGCAGCAGGCAUGGAGGACUUGAAGGUUGGAAGCCUUGGGGGUUAAGGCUAGAGAAGCCACAAAUGGCUUGGCUAACUAAGCCAAGUUAGCUCGUGGGUCAGCUGCACACACAGGUCACCGAAACUGAGGGCAGAACAGAGGGUCAGGAUCUCAGAAAGUGCCUGGGCUGCCUGGAAAGAACUCAGGAAAAUCCGCUUAUCAGAGACAUGACGAAGACUCAGCAAAACGGGCUCACGGAGCUGGACCAAAGGUGCAGAGUGAGCCAGGGUGAGAAGAGGGCUGGGGCUGCAGGCUUCCAUGUCCACCGCCGCCUCCCUACCAUCACUUACCUUGAUGGGCGUCAGGUGCUGGAAGUGGCGGUGAGGAUGUGGGAUCAGGCUUGGCGGGCAGUCCCACUGGCAAGCAGAGUAAACCCGGAUCUCACUUUUCUGGUCAGUGGUCAGGAGCUGGGCUCCAUCGGGACUGAAGUGAGCUGGCAAAGCGAAAAGCCCCUGAGCUCAAGGGACCCCAGGUGGGCCCUAUCCUGGCCCGCAGGGGCACCUCCCUCCCACUGCUUCCUAGAGAUGGGUGGCAGGGGCAUGAUCUGGGCUGUGAACAAACACCCAAGAGGCUCAGCGGCUGGGGGGGCAGCUAGAGACAGGAGGGCUCGGGACCUCGGCCUGGCCGACGCUGUGCGGGGUUAAGGCCUGGCUGAGUGGCUUCUACACUUUGCGGGAAAGGCCCUGAAACGGCGGGUCGGCGGGGUCUGCAGGAAGGCCGAGGUCUGGUAUAUCACACCUGCGUUGACAGGAUGCCUGUGCGGCAGCGAGUGGAGGAAGCUGGAUUUCCCUCUAACCUGGCGCAGGUCCCAGAUUUUCACCGUUUGAUCUACGGAGGCUGUGGCCAGGAGCCAGUCACAGCACGGGUUCAGGGCCACAUGGGUCACCUUCUUUUUGUGCAUUCUCAGAUUCCAAAGCUGCGGAGGAGAGCUCGGUUCAGGCUGGGGUGCAGAACCGAGGCUGGGGGUUGGGAAGGGGAGGGGAGGGCCUGGGCUCGCGAGAACGCACCUCCCUGCCAUCCAUGUUCAGCAGGAUCACGUGCCCCACAUUGUCUCCCGUGACCACCACUCGGCUUUUGACAGAUACGUCCAAGCUGCAGAACCAGACGCUGGAGGGAGAGAUUGUGCUGUAAGACUCUUAGGGACAGAGGCAAGUUGCAUUUAUUCACUGCUGCAGCUCAUGUCUCAUGCACAGCAGACAGUCAAUAAAUAUCCGUUGAGUGAGUGAA